AUGGACAAGUUACGGCAAGAGGCGCGCACAGCCUUGAAAGAGGACAGAAAUACUCUUCCCCAGACGCUUUCGUCUUCUGGUGAGGUCGCGCAACAGGCCAGGGUGCAGGAUGUUUGGGCAGAUGUGUCGACCUUCGACCACAGCACCUUGGAAAACAUGAAUGAGAGCCUCUACGCCGCAUUGCAGUAUUUCAAUGGUCGAUUGAACUCUGUUCCAGGCGGGGCCUCAAGGGCUCUUGCAACCGAGGAAACAGAGGCCGUCCAGAAGCUAUUGGAGUGGGCGAGUGAAGCCGCGCUGCCAUCCGUAGAAUUUGAACCUAUUUUCAAUGACGACCCUGACAUUCCGGAUGAAGUCAUGAAGGCCCAAGAAGGGAGUCGUCUGAAGGGCUACCUUGCUACAAGUCUUGUCGCAAUCUUGGCAACCAAGUCAACAUUGGACCAUGAUAUCACUAGAUCUCCAAGGGUCAUCAUGGCCUUGGCCUGCUACACCUCCGACGCUGACCCGUGGACCACCGAUAAGGCUAUGCAAAACGCAAAAGCUACCCUUCAGCUGGUAGGACAGGAUCUACCAUGGAAGACUAUCGAUGAAAUCCUGAAAGACAAAGUUCGACCUCUUUUCAAGAGCUCUAAAAACCCAUCUAUCACAAGUCAAGGUCGCAAAAAUUUCCAUCCCGUGCCCUUGUCUCGGUUCGAGGGCUUAUCGCUCGAUGGCUCAAACAAUCCUUGGAAGAACACCGAUAUCUAUGCCACACGAGUCCUAUCGUGGAUCGCGCAUCAGUAUCGGAAAUACGAAUCAUCUGACAUGGAAGCACAUUUCCCGCUUUUGGUCCCGGUUAUCCUGGCACUGAUAGAUGACAGCAACACCACGUUCAAAGCCAAAGGCUGCGACAUACUUAAACAAAUUCUCGAAAUAAUCUCCGACAACUCCUCCAAAACCCUCAUUCGAAUGAAUCUAGUCUCCGUCUUUGAGGAAGCCAUAACCCCAUGUCUCCUUUCCCUUCCCACUAUCACCCCCGAGAAGAGGUCACUAGAACUACUGAGUUCGGCAUACCCAACAUUAAUUUCCCUCUUCAAAGCUGGCUACCCAAUUCCAUCACGAGACCAGAUACCAGCAAAUCCGGCCUUAGAGGAAACGUAUAUGAAAAACCGCAACGCGUACUCCAGGUCGGUUCAAAAGAUUCUUCGCAACAAUCUUAUCUCGUCGUUCCAUCAUAUCAGCUCCUCGACACCUGCUUCAAGAGAGACAUCAGCUUCUUUCCCACACCCUUUUCUAUCUACAUUCCUGAUGCACUGGAUUGGAGUCUUCAUCCAAGAACUUGGCUUCCACGCUAUCAUGUUCCUUCAAGAAAUUGUUCCCGUGCUGUACACUACUUUAUCGAAUCCUUUUGGGACCGCCCAUCCACCGCUCCUAACCGCAGCAGUGUCCACUACGAAGCAAUUAAUCCUAAAUGCCCAUGCGAGGAUCUACAGGUGGCGCGGUGAAAUCCUUGGUGGGCUAACUUCCUGUUACCUACACGUUAUCGAUGAACUGGACGAAAAGAUUCAAAGGGAUCUGAAGAUCACCGCUAUUGCCCUCAAAUACACUCUUGAGAACUCUGCUGAGAUCGCUGCCGCUCAAGGAGUUUCCGUUGCCGAUGUCGAGUUUAUUCCGAAGGAUACUGUGGAGAAGGAGUUCCAAGAGUUGAUCCGUGCGGAUCCUAGAUUGGAACAGCUUCUAAUGGUUGAGAAGGAUAGCCUUGUGUAA
Penicillium chermesinum is the source of this 1743-nucleotide messenger RNA. Its product is annotated as Tti2 family protein. NCBI's taxonomy places the organism in Eukaryota, Fungi, Ascomycota, Eurotiomycetes, Eurotiales, Aspergillaceae. The record is from RefSeq and is a predicted model, not a curated record. The coding region runs from base 1 to 1743 and encodes 580 amino acids. Gene Ontology annotation, cellular component: centrosome; cytosol; nucleoplasm. The transcript is spliced from 5 exons.